AUGGGGCGGCAGGACCUCCCACGCGCUGACGGGCCCCCGCCGAUGCUCCCGUGGCCGCUGGCCCUCCUGGCCCUGAGCGCGUGCUGCCGCUGGGGCCUGGCCGGCGGGGCGGGCGGCACGGUGGCCCAGCAGCAUGCCGCCCCCGCCACCCCUUCCUCCUCCUCUGCCUCAUCCUCCUCUUCCUCCGGCCGGCCGCCCCUCGACUGGCUCCUCACCGACCGGGGACCCUUCUACCGAGCCCAGGAGUACGUGGACUUCAUGGAGCGCUACCGGCAGGGUUUCACCACCAGGUACAGGAUCUACAGAGAGUUUGCUCGCUGGAAGGUGAAUAAUUUGGCCUUGGAGAGGAAAGAUUUCUUCAGCCUGCCACUUCCCCUGGCCCCCGAAUUCAUCCGCAACAUUCGUCUGCUGGGACGCCGGCCCAGCCCCCAGCAGAUCACCGACAGCCUCAUCAAGAAGUAUGGGACCCACUUCUUGCUGGCCGCCACCCUGGGAGGAGAGGAGUCCCUGACCAUUUUUGUGGACAAGCGCAAGCUGAGCCGGAGAGCAGAGCCCCCUGGAGGGGCUGGGAACAGCUCGGGGGUCUCGUUGGAGACCCUGCACCAGCUGGCAGCCUCCUACUUCAUCGACCGGGAGAGCACACUGCGCCGGCUCCACCACAUCCAGAUCGCCACAGCUGCCAUCAAGGUGACCGAAACCAGGACAGGACCACUCGGCUGCAGCAACUACGACAACCUGGACUCAGUGAGCUCCGUCUUGGUGCAGAGCCCCGAGAACAAAGUGCAGCUCCAAGGGCUGCAGACGGUGCUCCCAUCCUACCUGCGGGAGAGGUUCGUGGCGGCUGCCCUCAGCUACAUCGCCUGCAGCUCAGCUGGGGAGCUGGUGUGCCGCCGCAGCGACUGCUGCUGUCAGUGCCAGCCCACCUUCCCCCGCUGCAACUGCCCCGAGGCUGACAUCCAGGCGCUGGAGAGCAGCCUGGCCCAGCUCCGGCGAGCCUGGGAGAGCCACCACAGCCAGUUCGAGGAGUCAGAGGAGUUUCAGGGCCUGGUGAAGAGGCUCCCUGGGGACCGUUUCCUGAACAGGACAGCCAUCUCCCACUUCUGGGCCAUGGACCUGGACGUCCAGCAUCGCUACCAGCAGCUGGGCACCAGCCUGAAGCUGCUCUCCAGGAAAACCCACCGACUCAUCCAGCGGCUCUUCAACCUCAGCAAACGCUGCCACCAGCAACCUCGCUUCAAACUGCCAAAGGAGAGGUCCCUCCCAUACUGGUGGAGCCGCGCACAGUCGCUCCUGUACUGCAGCGAGACCUCUGUGCCGGGGACCUUCCUGGAAGAAAGCCACAGCUGCACGUGUCCCUCCGAGCAGCCCUCCUGCCAGGGCUCCAUACCGUGUGCCUUGGGCGAGGGGCCCGCCUGCGCCAGCUGUGCCGAGGACAACAGCACCCGCUGCGGGACCUGCAACCAUGGCUACGUGCUCAGCCAGGGCUUCUGCCGCCCCGAGGUGGCCGACUCACUGGAGCACUACCUGGGGCUGGAGACAGACCUGCAGGACUUGGAGCUCAAGUACCUCCUGCAGAAACGGGACAGCCGCAUCGAGGUGCACUCCAUCUUCAUCAGCAAUGACAUGCGCCUGGGGAGCUGGUUCGACCCCUCCUGGAGGAAACGCAUGCUCUUGACCCUGAAGAGCAACAAAUACAAGCCCGGGCUGGUUCACGUGAUGUUGGCCCUCUCCCUGCAGAUCUGCCUCACCAAGAACAGCACGCUGGAGCCUGUCAUGGCCAUCUAUGUCAACCCCUUUGGAGGCAGCCACUCAGAGAGCUGGUUCAUGCCCGUCAACGAGGGUGGGUUCCCAGACUGGGAAAGGACUAAUGUAGAUGCCUCUGCCCAGUGCCAAAACUGGACGCUCACCUUGGGCAAUAAGUGGAAGACCUUCUUUGAAACGGUCCACGUGUACUUACGGAGCCGCAUCAAGUCUCUAGAUGACAGCUCCAACGAGACAAUCUACUAUGAGCCCCUGGAGAUGACAGAUCCCUCCAAGAACCUGGGGUACAUGAAAAUUAACAGCUUGCAAGUCUUUGGCUACAGCCUGCCCUUUGAACCAGAUGCCAUCCGCGACCUGAUCCUUCAGCUGGACUACCCCUACACCCAGGGCUCCCAGGACUCAGCCAUGCUCCAGCUGUUGGAGAUCAGGGACCGGGUUAACAGAUUGUCACCCCCUGGCAAAACCCGCCUUGACCUCUUCACUUGCUUGCUCCGCCACAGGCUCAAAUUGGCCAACAACGAGGUGGCAAGGAUCCAGUCCUCCUUGAGAGCCUUCAACGCCAAGCUGCCCAACGCGGUGGAGCAGGAGACGGGCAAGCUGUGCAGCUAACAGUCGGGGCUGCUUGGCUCUCAG
Messenger RNA from Colius striatus (speckled mousebird), 2394 nucleotides. RefSeq names its product BMP/retinoic acid inducible neural specific 2 (gene BRINP2). The record is from RefSeq and is a predicted model, not a curated record. Bases 1 to 2370 code for a protein of 789 amino acids. The transcript is spliced from 7 exons. NCBI's taxonomy places the organism in Eukaryota, Metazoa, Chordata, Aves, Coliiformes, Coliidae. Gene Ontology annotation, biological process: negative regulation of mitotic cell cycle; positive regulation of neuron differentiation.